Molecule: messenger RNA, 820 nt
Organism: Hydractinia symbiolongicarpus
Lineage: Eukaryota; Metazoa; Cnidaria; Hydrozoa; Anthoathecata; Hydractiniidae
Product: mucosa-associated lymphoid tissue lymphoma translocation protein 1-like
Exons: 3
Coding region: 170-469 (99 amino acids)
Source: RefSeq, a predicted model, not a curated record
GAUCAACAAAAAAACUUGAAAUUAAUUGACCUUUAAGUUUGGACGAUCAAGAACAUUUCAAGCGGAGAAAAAUUUUAACUGUAAAAAUAGCAAAGGAAAACGAAAGAAGAGAAAGAAAUUCAGUUAAAAAGUAGAACAAAUAUCGCACUUAUACAAGGUGGUACUUAAAAUGCCAACAUUGCUAAGCGAAGUUCCAAAAAUCGAAGAGCAUCCAAAAUCCUGCGUAGUCGAACUAGGUGAUGAUGUGUGCCUGAUGUGUAAAGCUACUGGCAAAAACUUACAAUUUAAAUGGUUCAAGAAUAGUAGAUGCUUGUCCAAUGAGAGAGGAUCAAAACUUCAUCUCCAUAAAGUGACACUUCAAAAUGCUGGUCGAUAUUCAUGCUUAGUCAGCAAUAAUAAAGAGUCAUUAUUAACGUGGGCAAUUGUUGAUGUUUUGACAAUCGUAAAUAAAAAUAGAAUGCUGUUUUAACUUCAGCAUCAACAGAUGUUUUUGAAAAUAAACCAUAUGUUACAACUGGACAGAUUGAAUAAAUUUAACCUGUUUGCAUCAGUGACAUAAGCUAAAUAGCUUUGUUUCUAGUUUCAUAGGCGAAUAUGUAAUCAAUUAAACUUAUGAGAAAGCUAAUCAUUGCAAUAAUAAGUAAUUCCGAUCAUUUCAAUUGAUCUGACUUUUUCACUGUAUGGCGACGAUUGCUCAUAACACGAAAGCAAUGCAAAAUUCUCUUGUUUGCAAGAUAUGAUCUAAUUGUAAAUAUGUUCUGUAAAUAUUUUUCAAACUUUGUGUAAAUUUUUUGGAUAUAAGAAUAAAAAUUCCUUUUUA